GACUGCGACGUUUUCAUACAAAAUUGUUUACAUGAAAUCAGAGAAGUAAUAGAAAUGAAAAGAUAAUAUUAAAUCAAAUAAUAUGGAGUUUAUAGAAUUAAUUUUAAUAAAUAAAUUAGACGGAGUCGUUCUCAAACACCCUCACCAUGACACCAUAGAUGGUACAGUGUGUAUUACUGGUCAUCAUCUUAUUUUGAGCUGUAGAAAAGAAGGCGUCCGGGAACUAUGGUUACUGCACAAAAACAUAGACAGCAUAGAGAAGAAGGAGAACAAAGGCAGAGGUAUAGUACAGGGUGGUUCAUUGUUCCUCAAAUGUAAAGACCUGAGAAUAAUCCAGUUGGAUAUAAGUGGAACAACAGAGCUGCACCUUGUCGCUCAAACACUAGAGAACUUGUCUAAUAUACAAGACCCCAGUCACUUCUAUCCAUUCUUCUAUAGACACAUGCACCCUAUUAUGGAAAACGGGCAUACAUUGUACAGUAUAGAGGGUGAGUUUACAAAAGUAUUAGCGACAGAGGAGUGGCGGAUAUCAAGAGUGAACCAGCACUACACAGUGUGUCCUGGUUAUUCCAAGGCUGUUGUUGUUCCUAAGAGCAUAGAUGAUGAGACCUUAGCCAUGGCAGCUUCUUUCCGGCAAGGUGGCAGAUUUCCAGUGCUAUCUUAUAGACAUAACAAUGGUGCAGUUUUAAUACGAGCCGGACAACCGCUGUAUGGUCUGAUGCACCGCCGCUGCCGACCAGACGAGGCCAUACUCAACUCUAUAGUCAGCCCGGGCAUGAAGGGUAUCAUCUACGACCUUAGGAGUUCAAAUUCUAUAUCACAGCAGUUGAACAAGGGUGGCGGUACAGAGACCGCGUCAAACUAUUCACAGUGGAAGAUCUUCAACAGGUCAAUGGAUGAAGUUGACAACCAGCAGCAACUUCUGGAGAGCUUCUCUAAACUGAUAGAAGCAUGCAUGUCGGAGGACAUAUCCAGCGACAAGUGGGUGUCCCGGCUGGAGUCGUGCGGCUGGGCGGAGUCGGUGCGGAACUCGCUGCACACCGCCUGCAUCAUCGCGCAGCAUAUACACCAUAAGGCUGAACCUGUGCUCGUGCACGGCACGCGGGGCGAAGACGCUACUCUCUUAGUCUGUUCUCUAGUACAGAUUAUAUUGAACCCGGACUGCAGGACGAUACGUGGUCUCCAAGCGCUGAUAGAACGUGAAUGGCUGCUAGCGGGCCACCCGUUCGGUACGCGGUUACGUGCGGGCGCGUACGGUUCCGCCCCCCGCGCCGCGCCCACUUUCCCGCUGUUCCUGGACUGCGUGCGACAGUUCCUCGAGCAGUUCCCCUGCAGCUUCGAGUACAGACAGUCCUUCCUGGUGAUACUGUUCGAGCACGCGUAUGCUAGUCAAUUCGGUACAUUCCUCUGCGACAGCGAACAAGAGCGCACCUCUAGGGGCGUGUACACGCAGACGACGAGCCUGUGGUCGUGGGUGAACGCGCCCGACGAGCUCGCCAACCACAUCAACCCGCUGUAUGACCCCACGCCAAACGUCAUAUGGCCGUCAGUCGCCCCCAUGAGCUAUGUUAUAUGGGAAGAGCUAUACCUCCGAUGGCUGGUCAAGCAGAAUACAGAAGAGCGCGAGGAGCAAUACCGAACUAUCCGCACGCGCGAGCAGCAGCUACGUGCGCAGGCGCAGCAGCUGCGGCGAGAGCUGCUAGACGUCGCGCAGCAGUACUACGCACCCUAGCGCCUCUAGCAGAGUAAAAAUUCGCUUUUGCACAGAAAAACUGUAUACUAUAGUGCGACAAGGC
Messenger RNA from Aricia agestis (brown argus), 1796 nucleotides. RefSeq names its product myotubularin-related protein 9. The transcript has 10 exons. The coding region runs from base 83 to 1732 and encodes 549 amino acids. The record is from RefSeq and is a predicted model, not a curated record. Lineage: Eukaryota; Metazoa; Arthropoda; Insecta; Lepidoptera; Lycaenidae. Gene Ontology annotation, biological process: negative regulation of autophagy.